GAACUUGUUUGAAGAGUUGUUGUUCUUAAUUCUUUUCUGUGCAUACCAGCUGUUUGUUUCAUUGUUUUUCCUGAGUUGGAGUGCAUAAAUGUUUAUUAUUGGUGUUAAGGUGUCAUUAUAGGAUCUUGAUAUUGUGUAGGAAUUAUUUUUGGGUGUUCAAGGUGUCAUUACGGCUGAGAGUUGUCUUGACAACACCAAGAUUGAUUUUUCUUCUUCUUUGUGUUGUUUAGAUUGUUUUGGAACUGUUCAUUUUCUGUGCAUAAUUUGGGUAUGAGAUUGUGAAGUAGAUAUUUAUUUCUUUUUUGGGUUUGUUCAAUUUGGUUCAAUUACUUUGGUUUGAUGUGUUUUGUGUUUUGAGUUUUGAAGAUUUAACAUAUAAUUCAAUAAUAAAACGAUAAAAAUAUGUGUUUUGAGUUCUGGAAGUUACGUGUUGCUAAAGGACAGCCUACACCUUCUGUAGCUUCUCAGAAUUCUGUUAACAAGAAUGUUCCACCGGCUUCAGAAUGGAAUCAUUCUCCACAUCCACUGCUCAGCAACCCAUUGGAUCAUCAAAUACAUUUGAAAGAUCUGUUGCAGAGACAACAUAUGAAGUUACCCCACUGGACGAUGAAGGUGAAAUCAAAUCUGUUUAUGUGAGAAACUUGCCGGCUACUGUAUCUCCUUUCAAAAUUGAAGAGGAAUUUAAAAAAUUUGGUAAACUAAAGCAACCUGAGGGCGUGGUCAUUAGGAGUUGCAAGGAUGUUGGUGUUUGUUAUGCAUUUGUCGAGUUUCAAGACAUUACCGGUGUUCAAAAUGCAGUCCAAGUUUUCCUUACUAUUAUUAUUUAAUUUAAAACCCAAUACUAUGUGUUUGUUUAUCAAACUUGAAU
Molecule: messenger RNA, 868 nt
Organism: Humulus lupulus (European hop)
Lineage: Eukaryota; Viridiplantae; Streptophyta; Magnoliopsida; Rosales; Cannabaceae
Product: nuclear transport factor 2-like
Exons: 3
Coding region: 504-827 (107 amino acids)
Cellular component (GO): cytosol; ribonucleoprotein complex
Molecular function (GO): mRNA binding
Source: RefSeq, a predicted model, not a curated record